Molecule: messenger RNA, 3366 nt
Organism: Armigeres subalbatus
Lineage: Eukaryota; Metazoa; Arthropoda; Insecta; Diptera; Culicidae
Gene: Cul1
Product: cullin-1
Exons: 12
Coding region: 215-2620 (801 amino acids)
Biological process (GO): SCF-dependent proteasomal ubiquitin-dependent protein catabolic process; protein ubiquitination
Cellular component (GO): SCF ubiquitin ligase complex
Molecular function (GO): protein-macromolecule adaptor activity; ubiquitin protein ligase binding
Source: RefSeq, a predicted model, not a curated record
CUGUCUUCUACUUUCCAUUAAACAGUGCAAGGUAGAAAAAGUUGUCAUAACUUUUUUCGUCUUUUGAACGUGAAAACAGUGUUUGUUCUAACGUUUUUUGUAUUAUCCAUGGUAUUAGAAUAUUUCUCUAGUGUUCUUGCUUAAUUUUUCUUGAAAUAAACCUCAGGAAAGGAAUUCCAUAAAAUCUUCAGAAAUCAGCUCAUCUGGAACUCCAAUGUCUAGAUUAAACUCUCAUGGAGCAACGGGAUUACGGAAUAUCAAUCUUGAAGAGAUAUGGGCCGAUCUGGAAGGUGGAAUAAAACAGGUCUACAAACAGGAGCAGAGCCUGAGCUUUGCCCGUUAUAUGCAGCUCUAUACCCAUGUCUACAAUUACUGUACCAGCGUUCAUCAGCAGCCUGCUAAUCGGCAAUCAUCAUCCAAGGUUUCGAAAAAAGGAACGGCAAUUCCUUCCGGUGAGCAGCAGAUGGCAAAACCAUUAAAAUCAGGCAUUGAAUUUAAUCCAUACCAUUUAACCGUAGGUGGUGCUCAACUCGUCGGCCAGGAGUUGUACAAGCGCCUGAAGGAAUUUCUCGAAUGUUACUUGAUCAAAUUGCAAGCAAAUGGCAUCGAUCUUAUGGACGAGGAAGUUUUGAGCUUCUACACGAAGCGAUGGGAAGAGUAUCAGUUCUCGAGUAAAGUGCUGCACGGCGUGUGCGCCUAUCUGAAUCGACAUUGGGUGAAACGCGAGUGCGAAGAGGGCCGCAAGGAUGUCUACGAAAUCUAUCAGUUGGCGCUGGUAACGUGGCGCGGAAACCUAUUCAAGCAGCUUAACAAGCAAGUCACGAACGCGGUCCUGAAGCUGAUCGAACGGGAACGCAAUGGUGAAACCAUCAACUCGCGUCUGGUAUCCGGUGUGAUCAACUGUUAUGUCGAGCUGGGACUUAACGAGGAGGAUCCGAAUGCGAAAGGACAGAAUCUUUCGGUAUAUAAGGAAAGCUUUGAAAAUAUUUUCCUGGAGGAUACCGAAAUGUUCUACACUCGUGAAAGUGCGGAAUUCCUGAGGGAGAAUCCCGUGACCGAGUACAUGAAGCGUGUCGAAUUGCGACUGAACGAGGAGCAGAAGCGUGUGCAGGUGUACUUGCAUGAAAGCACCCAAGACAGGUUGGCCAAAACAUGCGAACGGGUGCUGAUUCAAAAACAUUUAGAACAGUUCCGUACUGAGUUCCAGAAUCUACUGGAUUCUGAUAAGAACUCCGAUCUGCGUCGUAUGUAUUCGCUAGUAGCACGCAUCACAGAAGGGCUGGUGGAAUUAAAGGCGAUCCUGGAAACCCACAUCCACAACCAAGGUUUAGCUGCGAUUGCCAAGUGCGGAGAAGCUGCUUUGAAUGAUCCUAAGAUCUACGUUCAAACCAUUCUGGAGGUGCACAAGAAGUACAAUGCACUGGUACUUACGGCAUUCAACAACGACAGUGGAUUUGUGGCUGCAUUGGACAAGGCCUGUGGUAAAUUUAUCAACACAAAUGCCGUCACAGAAGCCAGCAAGAGUGCCAGUAAGAGUCCAGAACUUCUGGCCAAAUAUUGUGAUUUGUUGCUGAAGAAAUCUAGCAAAAAUCCAGAGGAAGCAGAACUGGAAGAUACCCUGAAUCAAGUGAUGGUUGUCUUCAAAUACAUCGAAGAUAAGGAUGUAUUCCAGAAGUUCUACAGUAAAAUGCUGGCCAAGCGCCUCUGUCAUCACAUGUCCGCAAGCGACGAUGCCGAAGCAUCGAUGAUUUCCAAACUGAAGCAGGCCUGCGGGUUCGAGUACACCAGCAAAUUACAGCGAAUGUUCCAGGACAUUGGAGUUUCGAAGGAUCUCAACGAACAAUACAAACAGCACGUCAAGGGACUGCGAGACGCAACCAGGCAGCAAACUGGCAAUGAAAUCGACUUCACUAUAUUGGUGCUUUCCAGCGGUUCCUGGCCGUUCAAUCAAAGCUUCACGUUUUCGCUACCGUUUGAGCUUGAACAAUCUGUCCAUCGAUUUAACAAUUUUUAUGCCAAACAACAUUCCGGACGAAAGCUCAACUGGCUGUACAACAUGUGUCGUGGCGAGCUAAUCACAAACUGCUUCCGGAUGCGGUAUACUCUCCAGGCCAGCACGUUCCAAAUGGCCGUUCUACUACAGUUUAAUGAACAACAAUCGUGGACUAUUCAACAAUUGAGUGAGAACACCGGAAUUAAUCACGAAAACUUGAUCCAGGUUCUACAGAUUCUUCUCAAGACAAAACUGCUUGAAUCCUACGACGACGAAGCCAAUCUUCAACCAUCUUCUUCAGUUGAGCUAAAUACUGGAUUCAAGAACAAAAAGCUCCGCAUCAAUAUAAACUUCCCGCUGAAGACGGAACUUAAAGUUGAGCAGGAGGCGACCCACAAACACAUCGAAGAGGAUCGUAAGAUCCUGAUACAGGCCGCGAUAGUAAGAAUUAUGAAAAUGCGCAAGGCACUGAACCACACCCACCUUGUCGGCGAAGUCCUAAAUCAGCUGUCGACGCGUUUCAAACCCAAGGUUCAGGUGAUCAAGAAAUGCAUCGAUAUUCUGAUAGAAAAAGAAUAUCUCGAACGCCAGGAAGGACAGAAAGACACCUACAGCUAUCUAGCUUGAUUCGUUUUUGGAAUACUCUUCGUAGUUAUCUAAACAACUCCGCAAAAUAUAGUACCGAAUGUAGAAGUAAAAUAAACCUGUUAAAAACACUCAUAAAAUAGUUAAAAUUUCAUUGCUGUUCCAUGAAAUUAUAACAACAAAAACAUCAGAUUAUACAAUAAGACGGAUCGAUUCAUGUUAAUGGGUUUUUUAACUAUGCUAAUUCAACGACCAGGAUCAUUGCUUGUGUUUUGCAGCUUUUUUUUAUUAAUUUAGACGUAUUUAGUGCACGGGUUAUUCUCUCUUUCAUUAAAAAUCUUGUUUUUUCGAUAAUGUAGUAUGGGAGGUCUAAAAAAUAAUCUAGCAAAAUUUUGUUAUGCCUGUUUUGACGUAUUUUAAUCUGAUCAUUGAAGCUUUCCAAAACUUCAUUGAAAUUAUUAUGUAAUGGAGCUCGAACACAUGUAACCAUCGUUUUUGGGGUUUAGAAUUAGAUUUUGAAAUUGAUUUGCACACCACGUAGCUUCAAUCAGUCAAAUCUACUGCGUAGUUAUUUUUUUAGAUCCUGAACCAUAAACAUCAUUGAUCCAAAAUGCAAGUAUAAAAUAGUUUAUUUGUCAAGACUGGAGAAAUGUAUCUAGAACUCUAAAAAAUACCUGACUUAACAUCGUGAAUAGUGAUGACUAAAAAACCAUUCAGUCCAGCCAACAAAGUGUAACAGCAGAUAGAGAUGUUUAAAAAAUAAAAUUCCAUCAUGUGUAAAUAGUUGA